GAACAGGAAUCCCUAGCGGCUGCCUUCGAUCCCUUCCGGCCUGGCUUCUCAUCUCUCUCCCUCUCCCCAUCUUCUCCACCUCCGCCCGCCGCCACGACCAGGCCGGCGUGGUGGUGCGCCAUCCACCCAGCGCCGCCAUAUCCUUCUCCUCCCCGAAUCCAUCCAUCUAUCUAUCCACCACACCACCACCACCCAGCGCCACCAUAACCUUCAUCCACCAGCGCGACACCACCCAGCCACCUCUCCCUGCUGCCCCCCAUUGCUACUCAUGCCCUGGACCAGACAGAGGGCCGACGGUGUCUGAUCCAUCGUGCGGGCUCCCUCCAGCCGGCGCGCCCGAGCAGACACGCAGCCGCGCGAUCGUUCCCAUCUUCUGUUGUUACUCUGCUCCCGACGCCCAUACUGUUGCCCCUCUUCCUUCUUCCUGUGCCCCCUGCUGCUGUUCCUCUCUACUCCUUGCUGCUUCUCUUCUUCCCCUACCUCGCUGCUACUCUUCCUCCCCUACCACGCUGCUGUUGUUCCUUCUUUUCCCCACGAUCUGCUGCUACAUCAUCUCCUUCAUUGAAGCUUCUACUACCCUUCGCUCUUGUAAUGCCUGAUGUUGUUCUUUAUCUUCCUUGCCUUGCUGCUACUUCUUCUCUGAACCUCAAUAUGCUGCCGCUUCUUUUCUGUACCACAAAACUGCUGCCGUUCUCUCUCAAUCUCUCUCUCACACUCUCUCUUUGAUCUCAAAUGUCUGUAAUCUUGACAAGUGUGAUGUUCAGUACUUUGUAAUGUUCAGAUAUGUUAAGUGUUCAAGUAAAGUACUUUUGUUUAGUUUUAGACUUGUGCCUGUGUGAAAAUUAGUUGAAUCUAUUCCCUGUAUACUCUGGUUGCUGUAGAAACUUGUUCAGUUUGUAGCAUCUGUGAUUUAUAUAUAUAAUUGUGGUGCGUAACAUUUAUGUCCUUGUCCCAUAAGCUUGUUUAUAUCUGUUUCUAUAUAUCAAUGCUUGCCUGUGUUAGUGUCUUAAUUCCUCAAGCAUAAUAAAAAUAUCAAAAAGACAGUGAGUAAAAUCUGAACCUGCCUUUGCUAUUUUGCAUUUUCUUUGUGGUUUAUCUUCCAGAACAAUCAUUGAUAGUCUAGUUUUAUUUUCUGCUUUCAUCUCCCAGUAUCAUGUUACCUAGCUUUAGCCAAGCAUAGCCGCCGAUCGCCUAGUCCCUGAGGAGAACUUCGACAACCCACAGAUUGGGCGUAAAACCCCACUGUACUUACAAAACGAUCAUUUUGGCGCCGUUGCCGGGGACUAGCGUCGAGCGGCUGUGGACUAGGUUUUUCUUGUUUUCUUUUCUUUUUGUAGGUUAGAACUGUCUUCUCGGUUAUGGCAUAUUACUCAGAUCACCAAGGAUAUGCGAGCAACACUACAAACAACAUGGAAACUAUUCAAGAAUUGAUAAGUAAGAUUUCCCAUCAAUUAGAUGAUUUAGCUCGGCAGCGAGAAGUAGUUUUUGAGGAUAGGCCUAGUUGUUAUGAUCCUUAUUCGUAGGCAAUCCUUAUGUUGUUCCUACAUGCCAUAUUUGUGGUUUUCAGGGCCAUUCUCCUGCUGAAUGUCAGCGUGGUUACUCUCACCCUCCCAAUUGUUAUGGCAUGAGCUUCGCCCCACAGAAUAGCUCAUACCAAAACAAUUACUCAUAUGGGUGGUUUAAAAACCAGAAUAUGUCAUAUAGGAACAGCAAUCCUGAGGUCUCACCGUUUGCUUCUAGUAAUCAUAUGCAGGGAUUUAGGUAUGAAGAGGAGAGCAACAACUAUGCACCACAACAAUUUUAUUCACAUUCUACUCAUGUACCUCAGCACCUGGAGAUGUUUCCAGUGGAGUUAAAUGGUCCUCCACUUGGUCAACCAACAAAUCUAGAACCUGUUGAGUAUUCAGUGCAAGUGCCCACACAAGAUGAAUUUGAUGAUCUAGAGAAUCUCACACUACUCAGUCUCGAGUUCACUUGGAGUGUCGGAGAUGAUCCUAUUAGGAAGGUUACACUAGAGGAAAUGAAGAAGAUCAAGAGUGGAAAAUAUCUAGUGGAAGAAGUAAGGAAGAUUGAGAAGAACAUCAACGUUGGCAACACUAUUUCUUCACAGCUAGAGCUAAGUAUUUCUGGGAUAUCCCUUGAUACAUGUGAGGUCCCAACACCUUCACAUUCAGCUGAGCAAGAUAGCGAGAGCCCAGAGGAAGAAAGACCUCAGAUUGAAGAAGAAAUACUCGAAGACAAGGAACAAGAUGAUCCAGAGCUCGAACGACCAAGUGAUCAAGUUGAAGACUUAUCAUCUACUACUCUUGAAGUAGUAAAAGAAGUUGAUGUAGUUGAAGAUGAAGAAUUAGAGAUUCAAUUGCCCAUCGUCAUACAGCAACGUGAUGUAGCAGGUUCGAGGUGACAUCCCUUGGGAUCCCGGUGGAGUCAGAGCAUGGCAAUGAGAAGCAAUGGGCACACGCGCGAGGAAGGGAGAAGCUGGAGCAGGCAUGAGAGAAGCAAAAGGAGAAGAGCUGCAGUUUAGAGAGUGAUCGAGCGAGUGCUACAUCAAUGCCCAGUGAGCUGUUUCAUGACCCCACUCUGAAUACUAUCAUCCAUUGAAACAUGCUGAAACCAUUUGAUAUUUUGGUUGCUUGAGCCAUUUCUUAAAUGUUGUCCCAAUGAAUUUUAUUUGACAUAUUGUGCUUGAUAUGAAUAUGUGAACUGAUUCUUGAAUGCCUUGUAAACUAGUGAUCUACACAAUGCUUGCUUUGCUGAAAGUAGUGAAAGCUAUUAGUUUUCAGUGCUCAAA
This is a messenger RNA of Triticum aestivum (bread wheat), 2791 nucleotides long. RefSeq lists its product as uncharacterized. The transcript is spliced from 2 exons. NCBI's taxonomy places the organism in Eukaryota, Viridiplantae, Streptophyta, Magnoliopsida, Poales, Poaceae. The record is from RefSeq and is a predicted model, not a curated record. Bases 1625 to 2404 code for a protein of 259 amino acids.